AUGACGCAUCUCUUACCUGUCCCUCUCGUCUUCCGGACAGCCGUGUGGACCAAUCAGAGGCCUCGCUGCGCCUGCUCUGGCCCCGCCCCCUCCCCCGGACAGCCGUGUGGACCAAUCAGAGGCCUCGCUGCGCCUGCCCUGGCCCCGCCCCCUCCCCCUGUCCCAUAUGAGGCGGUCCCUCUGCUUCCGGCCGCAGAGAAGCACGCACCUAGGCUGACUCUCUGCGGGCAUCGGGCUCUCCUAAGGCGGACUGGACGCGGCGGACUCCCCGAGAGAAUGGAACUGAGCAACGUGAAGGAGUCUGUGUUUCUCGCUUACGAUGGUUUUCUCGCAAACUCAGACUCCCGGACGGUGGACUGGCUCUUCAUGUCCUCCCCGUUCCCUCAGGGCCUCAUCAUCGUGGGGUACAUUCUGUUCGUGACGGUCCUCGGGCCUCGGCUCAUGGAGAACAGGAAGGCCUUCGACCUCAAGAACAUCCUCAUCCUCUACAACUUCAGUGUGGUGGCCCUGUCGCUGUACCUGUGCUACGAGUUUGUCAUGUCCGGAUGGGGGACCGGAUACUCGUUCCACUGUGACCUGGUGGACUAUGAAACUCCACAGGGAUACAGGAUGGCGGCGACGUGUUGGCUUUACUACUUCUCAAAGUUCAUCGAGAUGUUGGACACGAUCUUCUUCGUGCUGAGGAAGAAGGGCAGUCAGGUGACCUUCCUCCAUGUGUUCCAUCACUCCAUCAUGCCCUUCACCUGGUGGUUCGGCGUCCGCUUCUCUCCAGGAGGCAUGGGGACCUUCCACGCUCUGCUGAACAGUGUGGUCCAUGUCAUCAUGUACACGUACUAUGGUCUGAGCGCCAUGGGGCCCCAGUACCAGAAGUACCUGUGGUGGAAGAAGCACCUGACGGCCAUCCAACUGAUCCAGUUCGUCAUGGUAACCACCCACAUCUGUCAGUACUUCUUCAUGGACUGCCCGUACCAGUUCCCAAUCUUCAUGUACAUCAUCAGCUCCUACGGCAUAAUCUUCCUCUUCCUCUUCCUCAACUUCUACUACCACGCCUACACCAAGGGCAAGCGGCUGCCCAAGGUCCUGCAGGCCUGCACCUGGGCUCACCACACCAACGGCGUCAUCAGCGGCGCCAACAACGCCAUGAUGCGGGCCAACGAGGGCGCCGAGACUGACGGCGAGACGGCCAACGGACACUCCAACGGUCACUGCAAACGGGACUGA
This is a messenger RNA of Knipowitschia caucasica, 1221 nucleotides long. NCBI's taxonomy places the organism in Eukaryota, Metazoa, Chordata, Actinopteri, Gobiiformes, Gobiidae. The record is from the annotation of a GenBank genome assembly.